This is a messenger RNA of Dromiciops gliroides (monito del monte), 5387 nucleotides long. RefSeq names its product OCRL inositol polyphosphate-5-phosphatase (gene OCRL). The coding region runs from base 238 to 2988 and encodes 916 amino acids. The transcript has 24 exons. Gene Ontology annotation, molecular function: phosphatidylinositol-4,5-bisphosphate 5-phosphatase activity; inositol phosphate phosphatase activity. Lineage: Eukaryota; Metazoa; Chordata; Mammalia; Microbiotheria; Microbiotheriidae. Gene Ontology annotation, cellular component: membrane; cytoplasm. Gene Ontology annotation, biological process: signal transduction; phosphatidylinositol dephosphorylation. The record is from RefSeq and is a predicted model, not a curated record.
CUCACUGGCUCGCGUUCUCGCUCCGGUCGGCUCGAGGCGCCCCUCUCUCAGUCCGAGCGCGGGAGCUCUUCGGGCAGCAGCGCAUUUUUUCUCCUAGGCAGGCGAGGCAAAGCGGGCCGGCUGGCGGGCCGUCAGGCAAGCGGAGGCGGGGAGGGGGCCGGUGGCUGGGCCGUCGGCGGGUUUACCCCGUGCGAUCGGUGUUCGCAGCCCCCGGCGCCCGCCCGCCCUCCCGCCCGAAUGGAUCGGCCGGAACGGCUGGAGCGGCUGGAGCGGCUAGAACGGCCCACGAUCAGGACGCAGUACUUCACUACAAUCGAGGGUUGGGAGCUGAAGGGCCCCGAACGAGAGGCCUGCCGCCUGACCCUGCUGCGAAGGGGCUCGCAGUUUGAGUUACUGAUCCAGUAUCAUGAAAAGGAGGUGCCCGAACAAGAAUUCAUUAUUAUUAAUAGCCGCUUUAAAUGUGUACAAGAAGCAGAAGAAACAUUACUGAUUGAUUUAUCAGCCAUAGCAGCUAACACUCCCUGCAAAGUCCGACUCCAGUAUGACGGCUCUGGAGAGCGUUUCUUUGAAAUCCCUGAUGAGGAUCGGUGCCUGACUUUUCUCUCAGACAUCUUUGCUGCUCAGGAUGCUUAUAAACCUACUUUACUUCCUGAUUUAAAGGAGUCUACCAGCUGGUAUCAGACAUUAGAAACUCCGGAGAAAUCUCCCAGUGACUCUGACACUUCAGGAGUGCUUGGAUUUGAAGAUAAUUUCACUGAAAUGAGUUUGGAGAAGAAAAGAAAUAUACACAAUAAGCAGAUGAGGACCCGUCGGGAGCCCCCACCACCCCCCGGCCACAUAAGCAAAUCGUUUUUGCGUGAAAAGGAAGGUGUGGGCAAAGACCAGCCUAAAGUAACCAACACCAUGCGGAAGCUCUUUGUACCCACCUCCCAGUCUGGGCAGCGAGAGGGACUCAUCAGACACAUCCUGGCCAAGCGAGAGAAAGAAUACGUUAAUAUUCAGAAUUUCAGGUUCUUUGUUGGAACAUGGAAUGUUAAUGGUCAGUCUCCAGACAGUGCUUUGGAACCCUGGCUGAACUGUGAUACUGAUCCUCCAGAUAUUUACUGCCUUGGGUUUCAAGAACUGGAUUUAAGCACAGAAGCUUUCUUUUACUUUGAGUCUACAAAGGAGCAGGAGUGGCUGACGUCUGUGGACAGAGCCUUACACUACAAAUCCAAGUAUAAGAAAGUUCAGUUAGUCCGCUUGGUUGGAAUGAUGCUACUUAUAUUUGCCAAAAAGGACCAAUGUAAAUACCUCCAUGAUGUCGUGACAGAAACCGUGGGAACUGGACUCAUGGGAAAAAUGGGUAACAAAGGGGCUGUGGCCGUGAGGUUUUUGUUCCACAACACUACAUUUUGCAUUGUCAAUUCCCACCUGGCUGCCCACGUGGAAGACUUCGAACGUAGAAAUCAGGAUUAUAAAGACAUCUGUUCCCGAAUGACUUUCUUGGUCCCAAAUCAGGGUCAUCUGAACAUCAUGAAGCAUGAUGUUGUCAUCUGGUUGGGAGAUUUGAACUACAGACUCUGCAUGCCUGACGCCAAUGAAGUGAAAACCCUUAUUAACAGGAACGAGCUUCCAAAGCUCUUGAAGCUAGACCAGCUGAAUAUUCAACGUUCUCACAAGAAAGCAUUUGCUGACUUUACAGAAGGUGAAAUUAGAUUUAUGCCCACCUACAAGUUUGAUCCAAAAACAGACAGAUGGGAUUCCAGUGGGAAAUGUCGUACUCCAGCAUGGUGUGACCGAAUCCUUUGGAGAGGGACCAACGUCAAUCAGCUCCGCUACUGGAGUCACAUGGAGCUCAAAACCAGUGACCACAAACCUGUCAGUUCUCUCUUCCUCGUUGGAGUGAAGGUUGUGGAUGACAGAAGAUACAGGAGGGUAUUUGAGGACAGUGUUCGCAUCAUGGAUAGAAUGGAAAAUGAUUUUCUUCCUUCCUUAGAACUCAGCAAGAGGGAAUUUGUAUUUGAGAAGGUGAAAUUCCGUCAGCUGCAGAAGCAAAAAUUCCAGGUCACCAACAACGGCCAAGUGCCCUGUCAUUUUUCCUUCAUCCCUAAGCUCAGUGACAGCCAGUACUGCAAGCCCUGGCUUCGGGCUGAGCCCUGUGAGGGCUGCUUAGAACCAAGUGAGACAGUUGACAUUUCCUUGGACGUCUAUGUCAGUAAAGAUUCGGUGACAAUCCUGAACUCGGGAGAAGAUAAGAUUGAAGAUAUUCUUGUCCUUCACUUGGACCGAGGCAAAGAUUACUUCUUGACCAUCAGUGGAAGUUACCUCCCAAGCUGCUUUGGCACAUCCUUGGAAGCUUUGUGCCGAAUGAAAAGACCAAUUCGAGAAGUUCCUGUUACCAAACUCAUCGACCUGGGAGAAGACAGCUUCGUAGAAAAGGACAGCCCUCUUCUACCACUGGCUCCUACGGAGGGAAAUGUCAGCGAGAGACCCCUUCAGGUUCCCAAAGAAAUCUGGCUUUUAGUGGAUCACUUGUAUAAGAAUGGUUGUCAACAGGAGGACCUGUUCCAGACUCCUGGCAUGCAGGAAGAGUUACAGCAAAUCAUCGAUUGUCUGGAUACUAGCAUUCCGGAGAUAAUCCCUGGCAGCAAUCACUCCGUGGCCGAAGCACUUCUCAUCUUCUUAGAAGCUCUGCCAGAGCCUGUCAUCUGUUAUGAGCUAUAUCAGAGAUGCCUCGACUAUUCUCAUGACCCCCGCCUCUCCCGACAGGUGGUUUCACAUCUUCCACGGUGCCACAGAAAUGUUUUCCGGUACCUGAUCUCUUUCCUUCGGGAACUCUUAAAGCACUCUAAGACAAACAAUGUCAAUGUCAACAUGAUCGCCAAUCUGUUUUCUGGUCUCCUGCUACGGCCUUCACCCAAUCUGAUGUCAAGACAGACUGCGACCGAUCGCCAGCACGCUAUCCAGUUCCUCCUGGGGUUCCUGCUUAGCGGGGAUGAAGACUAAGUUUCUUCAUCUUGCAUCCUCCACCCCCUUCCUGAGAUUUGAGCUCGGAGGAUCACUAGCUUUGAGUAUUACGAAUUAGUUGAAGGAGUUUUUGCCACCAGGGGAGUUGCACAGCUUCAAAGCUGCUAGCUAUUGAAAAUCUACAGUUUACAGUACUUAGGGGAGUCUUCUAGUAGCUCCUCCACCCACCAAAACACCAAUGACAUGUCCUUAGACAUUAGAGAAUUUCAGACUCAAUAUGUUGCCAAGCCAAAGUCUCCACAUUUUGGUAGUUACGUGCUUUAUCUUCAUGGUACAAAGAGAUUCGUAUUAACACUCCAGUGUUCUCCAAAUCUGUUUGUUGCCCAAAUCUGACUGUCCUGUCUGUGCUUAGCACCCUAGACUUGUGGUUUGAGAUGUGAAUAUUCUAGGUCCAUAUGCACUAUUUGCUUUAGGUGAGAUUUGUAUCUGGAGUCAUUCAUGUGAACUGUAUUUGACUCUCUUUCCCACCCCGCACCCCCCCCCCCCAAUCCCCAUUCCCCCUCAACCAGUAGUAUCACUUUGGAGAAGGUCUGGCUGGGUAAGGCUCCUUGGGUGACUUACUCGUCUCACUGCCAGCAUUUGUGCACUUUUAUUACAGUGGCAUUUGUGUCUCCGUCUGUUCACGUGCCUACAGUGGCUAGGGCCAUCUCCCCUUCUCUCGAACCAUAUCCAGCAACCAAACCUUAGUGACUACUGGAAGAGGAACUUGAUGUCCCAUCGACCUCAGAGGCCGACAACCAAAAUGAAUGCUAGCUGGGGUACCUUGAGAGUGAAGGUGUUUCUCUGUCUUGCAAGUCCUUCUGUCUGGGACAGGGGCGGAAGGGUGUGAAGUUAUAAGGAAUAUUUGGCUUGGGUGUCCUUGGGAUUUGCUUCCACCCUUAGAACCUCAUAUUCCCAAACAGCACUUAGACCACCAGAUAAAGUGUUGGGGCCAACUCCAGCUGUCAUCACUGGAGAUGACCUCAGAAUCCUCGGGAACCUCUUGGCAUUCAUCCUCAGUACCAAAGGGCAAUCAGAAUCCCCCUGCUCUUUCCAAAGUCUAUGGCUAGGAUAGACAGUAUUUUGGCAACUUCCAAUGGAGCACACAACCAACUUUUCAAGUACUAGGUCAAAAGAGGCAACAGUUUACCAAAAUGACAUUGGGGCUAACAAAGCACCUUAUUUCCUCACCUCUAACAUCUCUGAAUUGUUCAUGAAAAUGAACCAACAGGCCAUUCUCUCUUUUUUUCCCCCUUGCUUAAACUUUAUUAGUAAGCAAGUUGGUUGCCAACCAUUAAUCAGAUUGCCUGAUGGGAAACUGUACCACCCCACCCCCUUGAGAGCCACAGUAGGAAGUGACUCAUUCUUGCCUUCUUGAAAAUGAAAUUAGCGGUGCUUGACAUACAUCCAGUCCUUUUAUUCCGUGUGUGCUUUGGGCACUUGUUCCUUUAGCAUACCUAACGGAGGGACUUGGGAAGCCAUGCUACACAUGGCUUUUCAAUCUCUUAUGAAUUAUUCUCAUGACAUGAAAGAAAUGUCAGUUUACCUGAAGUGAGAAACAGCCAACCUGAUUCAGCCCUUUGGAAAUAAGAAUCUGGUUAUUGGUGCCAAACAGUUUGAAAGAUCUGCUAGCCCCAUGGUAAUUUUUUUGUCUUAGUUGGCUAACAGAAGACUGAAAUGAUAUGGUCUUGCCUAUUUCCAAUGGUCCUGAAAGGUGGGGAGGUUAUAGGAAUCAGGGCAUGGUUGUGGAACAGGGCAGGGAAGGAUCUUUCACAUACAAGCUUUCUGCUAUAUCACCAACCUGGAAUCUCAAGGGUGAGCAAGGAUGUGUGGCUAUAAUGGUUGUUUGUGGGUAGUGUGUAGCCACCAUGCCUACUUUGUUUGAAGAUCAAAGUACCAAGUUAGUUUCUCUGCCUCAGUCUGUUCUGUAGCUCUGGCCGUGACAUAUUAGCAGAGCUGAGGGUUUUGGACAAUCUGUAGGUAGGGGUUUCGGGGAGGGGGAAGCAAGAGGUGAGAAGUCGCUUCCCUGCUCUGGCCUGCCUGCUCCAGGCUUCUAGCCUCCACUUCUUAAGUACCUCGUGUGUUCACUCAUUAUUGCCUCUGUUGGAUUACACAUCCAGCAGAUGGGGAGAAACUUUGCAUUUACUGUUGUUGUUGUUGUUAUUAUUGUUGUUGUUGUUUGUUGUUGUUGUUGUAAAGGGUUCCUGUCCUUGGGGCUUUGAUGUUUCUUUCACUGUUUUUUUCAUUGUUUUGACUCUUACUCCCAAAUAGUUUGUUUUUUUUGUCUUGUUUUUCCCCAAGGGGUCUUAGCUGCUAGUGGGUCCCCUUUAUCUUGUUGGUAUCUUUUUUUAUUAUUAUAAUUUAUUGGAAAACUCUUCAUUCCCUUGAAUAAAGCUGUG